AAAACUUGUAUUAUAAGACUUCCAAAAUGGCUGGUUCCUUUCAAAUACCGCUGCUCAAUCUGGAGCUGCGUGAAGUCAAGGAGAUCGUGUGGGAGAAAAUUCAAGAGCCAGUAAAUCAGCGUCGCCUCAUAUUGGUGAUAGUUUCGAUUGCGCUGCUGUUGGACAACAUGUUGUACAUGGUGAUUGUGCCCAUUAUACCAGACUACUUGCGCGAAAUCGGCAGUUUUGAGGAUGACACACCAAUGCCACCGCUACUGCGUGAUAAUCGCACCGGUGAAAUAAUACCAGUGCACCACGACCAUCACGGUCAAGACUCCGCCACCGGCAUACUCUUCGCAUCGAAAGCCAUUGUCCAGCUGAUGGUAAAUCCAUUCUCUGGUGGUCUUAUCGAUCGCAUCGGCUAUGAUUUACCGAUGAUGAUCGGCCUAACCAUUAUGUUCUUCUCAACAGCGAUGUUCGCUUGCGGACGCAGUUAUAGCCUGCUAUUCUUUGCGCGUUCACUGCAAGGUGCCGGUUCUGCAUUCGCCGACACAUCAGGCUUGGCUAUGAUAGCCGAUCGCUUCACCGAGGAAAAUGAACGCUCACAAGCAUUGGGUAUUGCAUUGGCUUUCAUCAGUUUCGGUUGUUUGGUGGCGCCACCUUUUGGCGGUGCGCUCUACCAGUUUGCUGGCAAAGAGGUGCCAUUUCUCAUCUUGGCGCUAAUGUGUCUUUUGGAUGGCCUUAUGCUAUUGCUGGUAAUGAAGCCGGUUAAAGAACAAAUACGACAAAGCAAAGAAGUGCAACAACAAUCUAUUCCUAUUUGGCGCCUACUCAUGGAUCCGUACAUUGCAGUCUGUGCCGGCGCAUUGACUAUGGCAAAUGUGGCACUAGCCUUCUUGGAGCCCAUCAUAUCGCUAUGGAUGGAAGAUAAUCUAACAACAGAGAAUUGGAAAAUCGGUAUGGUGUGGCUGCCAGCCUUCUUUCCACAUCUAUUAGGUGUCAUUAUCACAGUUAAAAUGGCGAAAAAAUAUCCACACCAUCAGUGGCUAAUGGCUGCCGUAGGUCUAGCGCUCGAAGGUUUCUCCUGCUUCAUCAUACCAUUCUCUAGCUCCUAUACAAUGCUAAUGAUACCCAUCUGUGUGAUCUGCUUUGGCAUUGCGCUCAUCGAUACUGCCCUUCUGCCUACACUUGGCUACUUGGUGGACGUGCGCCAUGUAUCCGUGUACGGCAGCAUUUAUGCCAUUGCGGACAUUUCAUACUCGAUCGCAUACGCAGUCGGACCAAUCAUAGCGGGUGGUGUAGUAGAAGCGAUCGGUUUUACAGCACUCAACUUCAUCAUUGCCUUCUCCAAUCUACUGUAUGUACCCGUGUUGCGUAAGCUACGCAACAUCUACGACUUUAAACCAUUCGAGAAUGAAGCCAACAUACUAAUGCAAGAUCCACCGAACAAAGAGUAUCAAACCUAUGUAAUGCACGAUCAGAAACCAAUCGAUGGUGAUUUCAAAAAUCAUCUCGAAUAUGGGCAGCAGUAUCAGCAAGAGCAGGAAUCCAAUGUGGAUGACACCAACUACGAGUACCAACAACAAGGUGAAUACCAGCAGACUAGUGGCGGUGGAGGUGGGGGCUUUCAACAGAAUCAGGGCUAUCAGCAACAAUAUCAGCCUGGAUAUCAGGAGCAGGGUGGCAAUUAUCAACAAGAAUCGCGACAUCUUCCACAACAACGCGUUGCUAAUCCGUUCCAACAUCAGCAACAACAACAGCAGCAUCAGCAACAAAUGAAUGAUGGUGUGGGCGCGAGCAGAGGUCCGGCCGGUCCAGCGAAUCCAUUUAGACAAGGGUUUUAAAAUGUUGUCUUACACAAAUUUAGCGGUAAUCUAU
Molecule: messenger RNA, 1857 nt
Organism: Anastrepha obliqua
Lineage: Eukaryota; Metazoa; Arthropoda; Insecta; Diptera; Tephritidae
Gene: VAChT
Product: vesicular acetylcholine transporter
Exons: 1
Coding region: 27-1823 (598 amino acids)
Biological process (GO): transmembrane transport; xenobiotic transport; chemical synaptic transmission
Cellular component (GO): membrane; terminal bouton; AP-1 adaptor complex
Molecular function (GO): xenobiotic transmembrane transporter activity; acetylcholine transmembrane transporter activity
Source: RefSeq, a predicted model, not a curated record